Cheilinus undulatus (humphead wrasse) is the source of this 3955-nucleotide messenger RNA. RefSeq names its product KIAA0753 ortholog. Gene Ontology annotation, cellular component: centriolar satellite. Lineage: Eukaryota; Metazoa; Chordata; Actinopteri; Labriformes; Labridae. The transcript has 18 exons. Bases 509 to 3142 code for a protein of 877 amino acids. The record is from RefSeq and is a predicted model, not a curated record. Gene Ontology annotation, biological process: centriole replication; protein localization to centrosome.
CUGUUGUUAGGAUUAGUUUUUGCCCUCUUUGACGAUCCGUACUUGGUAGAAGCUACUUCCGUCAAAUGGCGUUCUGUUGUUGUCAUGGCGGCGAUUCAAACUGCUCUCAACUGGAGCCAAAAUUUUAAAUGAUAGCUCUUAAUAAAGGUAAGGCAAGUUUUUAUGAACUUUACUUUGGCAUCUUUAUUUGCAUAAAAUAAUUCUGAAUUCCUUAAAUUACCAAAAACGUGGUCAAAAUGGACGUCAAAACGGUUGCAUGGAUAGCAUGGGAUUAACAGAAUGCUAGCGAAUUUAAGUUAAAAAACGUAAUUGGCUUUUAAAUGCAAAAUAUCCGUAUUUUUCGGGACUUUCUUUUUACAUGAGCUGGUUUUUUUCCGCUAUAAUGGCCGCACAGUUCUAGUGUUAUAACAGCUUCGGCAAGACAAUCAAGUCGAGGCAGAGACUGGGUUUAUUUAGUAUCCUACAAUCAAACGAAAGUUACAGCUGCGAUUCUUACAACUCUACCGGGAUGUUUCAAUCAAAGCUGUUGUUCAACGAAGCUAUCCCUGCAAGCACCAACAACCGUGCCACCCAUGUGUGCCCACCAGCUCCUAUUGUUAUUGAAAGGUUGCCACCACUGGCAGAGGAGCCUGAGAAGAUGGACAGCACCAGAAGCUCCAUCAGCUUCACCGCCCUCUCUGAGGAGAAACUGUUGUCUGCAGUUCGGUUGGCCAAGCGUGAUCUUAGAAGAAGGCGCCUUAAGUCACUAACAAAUUCUCCUCCCAAACCCUCUCAGGAGGUCUCCCUCCUUGAGACAAGUGACGCAGAGCUUCUUCAGGAGCUUGCAGCCACUCCAACUAAAACAAAAUUAAAAUCCUCAAGUCCAAAAGAGAGGGCAGCACGGCCUGGAGCCAAACUUUCAGUGCACAAUUUCCACAAACAUCCCAUUUCUCCCAUCCUUUGCGCCAGCUAUUCACCCCCAACCAGAGACCCUGGCCAAGGCCAGCUACAACAAGGCAAACAGGCUCCCUUAAGCCAUGAGAUACAAAAGUUGCAAAAUGAGCUGGAAGUUUAUAUCCAGAAAGUCGAGGAGCUGGCCAACAGAGGUGACCAGAAACUAAAAGGAGAGAAAGUAGAGGAGCCACUGGAGCCUGAAGAGCAAAACAAGUUGGAAAUCCGCAGACAGAAGCAGGCAGCCAGAUCAGGACGUAUGAUUUAUGUUCUCCAACAACAGGUUAAAGAGAUUCAAGAGGAUAUUAUAAAACUACGAAACCAGAAGACGUGGGACACCAAAAAGUCCCUGGCAAUAAACAGGCUUGCGGCUGCCCACCGUGGGGCACUCAGGGCCUUGCAGGUUGUUAUCCACCAGCUCUCGGAUCUAUCUUAUGGAAAGGUACCCUCUCACUACAGAGAGCUGGGCCAGCUGAUUCGCCAGCUGUCUUUGUGCUCAGCAAAGGUUGAAGUAGAGCAGGGUUCAGCUGUCCCUGAGACUGCCCUUGACAUUCUGCAGAAACUAGAGGUUUUGGAUUCUGCUCUUAAUAAGCAAGAGAUGCUGGAAAAGAAGCAGGCUGAAGCAUGUCAGCCACACAGGAAGCCUACUCAACGCAGCACGUCGCCUAUGGGACCCAAGGGUCCCAGCACCUCAUCUGUUCAAGGGCCACGCAAAGCCAUAAAUCCCAAAAGAGGUUUCCAUGGGAGAAGAAUGGUCCCAAAGAAGCCAAAAACAACAUUUCACCAGCUUGUGAACAGGAGAGAGGUGCUGAGGGCUGGCUUGGAGAGACUUGCCCAACAGAGGGAGCUGAAAGAGCAGCCAACAAGACCUCAGACAAACACUCACCGCAGAAAAGGAGGGGCUCUACACUCUGAUAGGAACAAGGCUGAUGUUAUAAUGAAGGGUCAUCAUGUACAAAAUGCAGGUUUCCAGCAACCCACAGUCUCCUCUCAGCUGCGAGUCAACCAGCUCCCUCAAAAAGAGCACUCUGUGCCCUGGAUACCUACGUCCCCUCAUUCUCCUCCUCCACAGCGAUCCCCUCAAAGGAGAGGACCAGAGCCUCGCUGUCUCUUCUCUCCCAAGAGGCCUUCAAUGAGCCCUCUAAAGCAGAAGGUGGCAACUAGUUUGAGUGUAGAAACAAGGAAACAAGCCGAAAAUGAAGCACUCAGGAAAGCCUGGCUGGAUAAGAUGACAAUACGGAGACUGAGAGAGCUCAACCAGCUGAGCAAAGAGGAAGCUGAACGCAUUAAGACAUUAAGGUCAGAAGUCAUUUCACCAUCUCAGUGGGCUGAGCAAGCUGAGCAGAAGGCCAGAGAGAGAAUUCAGCCGCUUCUGGAUGACGCUCAGAGGAUCAGUGAAUCCAGAAACCAAAUCAGCCCCGCACUGAGGAAUAGGCUGUCUGAUAAGGCUGCAGAGACGGCAGCAGCAAGUGCAGAGCAGCUGAGCGAGGCCCUGCUGGAGGAUCUGUUGGAGGACACUGCUCGGGCAGCGUGGGCAGCCGAGACAGACAGACAUUUAGAAGACGAGGCCCAGCGCAGGCUGCAGGCCCCCACCCUAGAGAGUAUGCUGCUGCGGAUGGAAGAGAUACAGAGAGAUCAGGAGGAAGUGAGGAGACGGUUUGCUUCGAUCAGCUACUCAGACCCUGUUUACUGGGAUCGACCAGGAGCAUCAGGACCCCAGUGUCAUGCUCCCGACUCCAGGCCAGCUUCUCCUCAGCCUAUCAGGCUCACAAGGGCAGUGCUGAUUCAGAGUUCUGCAGCUGAUAUUAUCCUGGAGAAACCAGUAGAGACUGGCAUCCUCUCUGAGAGCAGCCUGACAGAGGAGGUGUCCCAAGAGCAGAAGCAGCCCACACACAGCAACGUCUUCCUGGGCACAGCGGAGCAAAGCAGAGCGACUGUUAUCUCUGUGCCAGGUAGCAUGCUGGGAAACAUCCGGAGAUAUAGGGAGGACUAUGAGGCCUUCCUGCACAGAGUGGCAUACAAGGAUGUCAGCAGUUUCAAACCAUGGGCUGUCGCAGAAAGCCUGGCAGAUGAGUUGCUAUCGGAGGCGCUGGCUGACAUUGCUGCAGAGUUUCAGGAUGUCAUGGAGGAGUAUGCGGAGGCGGUUUUCACCUCAGAGUUCCUUCAGCCAAUCCACUCACCUCCAGCUUCAGCGGCGGCUCUGGUUAGCUAAUAGGAAGCAGCAGGAGACUGGCAGGGCCAAACUGCUUCAGUAUCAAAACAUAUUUAUUUAUCAGCAUUUCAGGCUUAUUGUACAGAUGAUUUCAAUAUCAAGAAGCAUUUUUGGCAAAGGACGGUGAUUUUUUGCGCGUUUCAACAGAUAUUUCACUUUUUUUUAUUGCAUUAAGGACAAAUAGGCAUUAAUUAAUGCCUUGGUGUGACCAGGUAUGACUUUAAUUCGGUUUUCAGAUAUCUUUCUAUGAAGCUGCAGCAGAUAAGAUGCUGAAUCACACAGGGAGCAUGAGUCAUGUUACCCUUUGUGAUCCAUCUGUAACUGUGAUUGAAUUCCACAGGGUAAAGUUAGUUUAGUUUAGAUAAGCUUGGAGAGACCAUUACGACAUCACAGAGGAUUAUAAGAUUACGGCGCUCCCGUUGCACUUGGUUUAAAUCUCCCUGAGGAUUACUCGCACUUUGUAUUUUCAUGUUGGAAUAUGGAAAUAAAUUAAUUGCAUACGGUCUCCAAAAAGAAUGAUGUAGAAAGCCAAGAGCAUCGUGUGUUCAAUCUAUUGUGACUGGAUUUUGUCUUUUGCUUUUAGAUUAAAUAAAAAGGGUUUAAACAGAAAAGAGUGUUAUCCUUCACUGUUUUAUAUACAGUGUGUAAGGGUGCUGGUUGUGAACAUGUGAUAAUGUUGAGCAGUUCUUUGCAAUGAGCUUUUUGGUGCAUUUCUUUAUACUUUUUAUACAAACAUGUCAACUGGCUUAUAUACUGUUGCCACUGCUGAACUGAAUCCUGCAUCUUAAUGGUGUAAAAUGUCAACUCCACAUG